AUGCGGCAUCAGGCCUUGUUGACAGCUUUGCCACUCUUCGUUCUUCUUCGCUACAAUCUGUGCGAAGACAGACUGCCCAAGAAGGUUGUGCAACCAACUUCGGUGCCCAGCCUGCCUCCACAGGCCAUGGAUGCCUGGCGACCCGAGAGCAAGGCCGAGGACGCCCAGGCAGAGUGUGGCUUCUGGGGCUGCCUGGCCUUGCCAGGCUGCAUUCCAAAAGGCUCCAUCGGUGCUCUCUGCGACCCCUCGCAGGGCAAGCCAGGCAACGUGAGCUGGUUGCAGAAUGAAACGCUGCCAACCAUGCCGCAGACCUGA
Molecule: messenger RNA, 315 nt
Organism: Symbiodinium natans
Lineage: Eukaryota; Dinophyceae; Suessiales; Symbiodiniaceae
Source: the annotation of a GenBank genome assembly